Pogoniulus pusillus (Red-fronted tinkerbird) is the source of this 1088-nucleotide messenger RNA. RefSeq names its product telomere repeat binding bouquet formation protein 2 (gene TERB2). Lineage: Eukaryota; Metazoa; Chordata; Aves; Piciformes; Lybiidae. Gene Ontology annotation, biological process: meiotic attachment of telomere to nuclear envelope; homologous chromosome pairing at meiosis. The transcript is spliced from 7 exons. The record is from RefSeq and is a predicted model, not a curated record. Bases 99 to 779 code for a protein of 226 amino acids. Gene Ontology annotation, cellular component: nuclear inner membrane.
CUCCUCCGCCCCUCAGGGCCCAUCCACCGCCCCCUCCCGGCUCUCCUCCGGCUCUCCUCCGCCCCUCAGGGCUCUUCCCGCCGCCGCUUCCUGUCGCCAUGUUCCGGGGCCGCCGAGCCUGGUUCUCGCAGAGCGUCAGCCCAGGCCCGCGGGAGCUGUGGGCGGCUGGCGGCGGAGUGCUCGCCCACUGGCGCGACGCUGACUACCUCUUCAGCAGCGAUGCUGCCCACCCGGACACCCGCAGAAUACACGAGAGCCUCGAUUACCUGGAGGGCAGAGCUACCAUCUUCCACUCCCGCUACCUCUCGGCAGGGGCAAGCACCAGCGUGGGAGCCAAGCUGUCGGUGGUGCUGGGCCACUUUGUCCUGCCACCUGCCUGCCUGCAAGAAGAGAUCCGGAGGAGAAUCGGGCGCUUUGUCUGGGAGCAGGCGGAUGGGUCCCCCGCGGGAGAGCCCAGCGACGCCCUGAGGGAUGAACCCGAGGCAGUGCGCAGAGGCUCUGAGGAAGAGGCUGAGGAGGGUGUGCAAGACAUGGCCCAGAGCAGUGAGGAGGAAAACGGCUCCAGGACACCUUCCCAGGAGGAACUGCUGUACCGAGCCCUGCAGGAGUACCCCACAAACAACAUGGUGACAGGCUACGCCUCCGCCCGCGAUCUGAAGCAGUACCGGGGCGAGCUCCGCGAUUUCACCCCCGGCGCCGCGGGCUACGCCGCCUACUUCGUCCGGAAGGAAAUCAGCCUCUGCUGCGACGGCAAGGGCAGGGCCAAGAGAAGACGUUAAGCGAGGGCAGAAACGCGAGCAGGAGCCACCAAAGGGCUCUGGCGGUGCUGGCAAAGUCAGCCCCGCGGCUGUGGGUCUGGCUCCGUGCUCGCUCCCCCGCGCCCCGAUGCUUGUUUCGGCGCUCAGCCCUUGCUCGCCUGUGGUUAGGUUAAAUAGCGAACAGCUGAGCAGCUCUGGGCUGGGAGCUCUCGGUUAGAUCCCGGUGGCAUGUUAGAAAACUAUCCCGGUUUGGCUCUUCCCGGCGGGGUUCAGAGCCUGUUUGAGGCAGUUUCUUCUGAGCAACUCUUUACAGUUCACAGCAAACCUGAA